UUUUCCUAUGUCAGAGUGAAAGAGACAAGCUUUUGUCAGUUUCGCCUCGAGAACGAUCAACUCCUCAAACAGCUUGGGAUCAGGUAGAACUAGAGGAGCUACUUUCUUUUUUUUAAUGAAAAGAGGACUUUCUUAUCUUCCCUUCCCUUUUCUUUCGGUAGAGGUGAUCACUCGAAAGGUGAACACUUUUUUUGUUGUUUUUGUGUGUUUGAUCCUUUGCUUGUAGUUCUCCGUCAUGACGGCUUCGCACGAUUCUCUGGUGGUUUUGUAUGGGGCAACAGCUGGUGCAAGUGGGGCUAAACUAGGUUCGGAUGAAAGGGAACUAGUUCUCUUGGUGUGGCAAGUUGUGGAUCUACACAACAAGAAGGUGGGAGAAGUACACAGAAUCCUGGUUAAAGCCGACAAUCCCGAGUUAAGCGACCGGUGUAAAGAGGAGUUGGGUGCCUGCGCGGAGGAAAUCGUCAAGGCGGAGCCACUCGAUCGAGUUAUUGUACAGUUUAACCAGCUUGUGUCAAAUGAAUUGAAAGAGCUUGGGAGAAGUUCCUACUGCCUUUGUACGGAUGGCCAGCUACUUGUUCGACAGGUCCUGCACCCAGAAGCCUCCAAGAAGAACUUGGUGCUUUCGGAAUGUUUCUAUUCAUUUUAUGACCUGCAGAAGGAGUUUGAGAAAUGCUGCCCAGAUGCAGCCUCUACAAAAGAAACAUCCAUCAGUUCCAUGGCAGAAUACUUGGAGUUGAGCACAGACAAUGCAGUCAGUGAGUUUGGUGUAUUUGACGUGACCACCAUGGGUUCAAUUAUUUUGCAAUUAAUUAGUGAGCCAUACAAUUAUCAGUUCAAAAAUUUUGAAACGGUCAACUACAAGUUUGAAACUGGUCCCUGCAGCAAAGCGGAAGGAGUAGAUGGUGAAACAGUAAUUCGAGCCAGAGGUUUGCCAUGGCAGUCGUCCGACCAAGACAUAGCACGAUUUUUCAAAGGACUAAACAUAGCAAAGGGUGGUGUUGCACUGUGCCUGAAUUCUCAAGGAAGAAGAAAUGGAGAAGCUCUUGUCAGAUUCAUCAAUCGUGAACAGAGGGAUCUUGCACUGGAGAGACACAAACAUCAUAUGGGGAGCCGAUACAUUGAGGUAUACAAGGCCACCGGAGAAGAAUUCCUAAAAAUAGCUGGAGGUACCUCGAAUGAAGUGGCACAAUUUUUGUCAAAGGAAAACCAGGUUAUAAUACGAAUGCGUGGCCUACCUUUCACAGCCACAACGGAGGACGUCCUCGGCUUCUUUGGAAAGGAGUGUCCUGUUACAGGUGAAAAGGAGGGGCUUCUCUUUGUGAAAUACCCUGAUGGAAGACCAACUGGGGAUGCAUUUGUACUGUUCGCAUGUGAAGAAUUUGCUCAGAAUGCACUUAAGAAACACAAGGAAAUACUGGGGAAACGUUAUAUAGAAUUGUUCAGAAGCACUGCAGCAGAAGUUCAACAGGUGUUAAAUAGAUAUAUGUCUACGCCAUUGAUUUCAACACUCCCUGCUCCAAUAAUCCCUGUGAUACCUCAGCCAUUCAUUGCCACUGGAAGUACCAGAGAUUGCAUUCGUCUACGUGGCCUCCCCUACACAGCAAGCAUCGAGGAUAUUCUGGACUUCAUGGGAGAAUUUACGGUUGACAUAAAACCACAUGGUGUUCACAUGGUGCUGAAUCAACAGGGCCGACCUUCAGGCGACGCUUUCAUUCAGAUGAAGGCUCCAGACUGUGCCUUCUUGGUUGCGCAGAAAUGUCACAAGAAGACAAUGAAGGACAGAUAUGUGGAAGUGUUUCAGUGUUCCGGAGAUGAAAUGAGCUAUGUUUUAAUGGGUGGCACUUUAAAUCGUAGUGGCUUGUCUCCGCCGCCAUGCCUCUCACCACCAACGUACCCGACGUUCUCGCCCGGGCCUGCUGUAAUACCUGCUGAAGCAGCCCUCUAUCAGCCCCAGGCCCUGCUGGCUCCAGCGCGGUCAGCCCAGCCUGCACCAUCUGCGGUUGCCUAUUACCCUGCUCAGGCAACUGCCACUCAGCUUUAUAUGAAUUACACGACCUACUAUCCAAGCCCUCCGGUGUCCCCGACGACGGUCGGAUAUUUUGCAGCUCCGCAGGCAGCACUAGCGGCUGCAGCGUCGUCGGCAACCCACGCCAUGUUACCACAGCCAGGUGCACUUGUCCGCAUGCAGGGCCUGCCUUAUAACAUUGCAACGAAAGACAUCCUUAGCUUCUUCCAAGGAUAUCAGUAUGCACCUGAUGACUACAGCGGCCUUAUUCAGAUGAACGAACAAGCAAGGAGUAUGUAUCAGGCACCCAAAGAGUGGGUCUGUUUGUAGAUGACCACCUUUACAAAUGUCAAUAAGGUAAGGGAGCAACUUCCCAGCUGCCUCUCUGGCCAGGCUUCACUCUCGAGUGAUACCACUGACGUUUCCUAACUGGGAUUUCCAUUUCUCUCUCUCGGCCUCAUCUCUGAGACUCUCAUCUUUUCCGGCAUCUUGCAAGGGUGGAGCUGCAAACCCACGACGAGGUACUUGGAGCUAGCUUUUUGUGCAGUGGCUCUAGCCGUGUUUUCUCAGCAGCGAGGAAUGAAAUUGGUGGGAGUGGUGCUGGUUAAAGAACCCUGCUUGGCUAUGAUGGGGGGAGGGAGAAAACUCCUAGUCAGCUGACAUGUGACCAGAGUCCGUUCAGUGCAGGUACUUUUAUCGCCCCUUGUUUUCCAUUCCUCAAGAACGGACUGGAGAAAUGUGGGUACAGGAUAGGGAGAUAACGCUGUGUAGACUGAUGCCAAUGCCCAUGGCUCCUUUACUACUUUGAAAAGAUGGAAAGGUGUGGACAUGAAGGAGAAGGAGGUUACGCAUGGAAAUAGUGUUUCCUACGUGAGCGUGAGAUGUAUUUACAUGGAAUUUUCUUCUCUGGUAGAUUAUAGCCUGGAGAAUCGAUUAAAUAUGGUCCUUUCCUGAUAUCAAAGGAUAUUAUGUUUAUUUUCAGACAAAGUGGUGUGCUCUUUAAAAAUUUUAUCUUCAGAAUGACCAGGACUAAAUUCCUUUGCACAAAGGUAAAACUGAGUGCUGGGAACAUUGCAGGUGGAGGAGAAACCUGAAAUUCUAAUAGUUUCACCCCCCAGGAAUGCUGCUCGACUUGCUGACUAAUUGCAGCAUUGUUUUCAUUUGCACUCACUGGAUCCUUCCACCCACAUCUUGAGUAGAUCUGGUGAAAUCAGUUACAAUUGUUAUGAAAUAAACUUCCAUUUGCUGAAAUGCUCUUUAAGUGCACCAUUUUGUUUGUUGCCACCUCUCCCUUUGUGCAUUGAAAAGCUUAUCUUUUGUUUUCCCCUUUUUGGCUGUUGGUUACUGUCCUGAAUUCUGCUUUCCUUUGUUUUUCUGACUUCUUGGUUUGUUAUAAUAUUAGCAAUGCUUAAAAUGCUAUAAUGUUAUUUAUGUGGCAGCUUGAUCGUAGUCUGCCCACUAACUUCUUUAAACUAAUGUGAUCCAAAUUUAUUCUUUAAAGUUUGUGUCAACUUAAAUUUUCAUUUAGAUGAACAUCUACCAGCUGGAUGGUCUAAGUCAUUAGAUUGACUUACUCAUUUAUCAAUUGAAGAAUCUCCAACUUGUAUCAAGAAUUUCUGUGUACACUUCAGUUUUCCCCCUUUUUUUUUCUCCCGCUCAGCUCCAAGCAGAUACAAUCUUAAUUCUGUAUAACUUCAAUGGCCAGCCCAGUGGAGAAGCUUUGGUGACUUUUCCAACCCUUGAGAUGGCUACACGAGCUAUAUCGGAAAAGAAUGGACAACUUAUUGGUCAUCAGUGCAUAA
Molecule: messenger RNA, 3807 nt
Organism: Hypanus sabinus (Atlantic stingray)
Lineage: Eukaryota; Metazoa; Chordata; Chondrichthyes; Myliobatiformes; Dasyatidae
Gene: esrp2
Product: epithelial splicing regulatory protein 2
Exons: 15
Coding region: 236-2335 (699 amino acids)
Biological process (GO): regulation of RNA splicing
Cellular component (GO): nucleoplasm; ribonucleoprotein complex
Molecular function (GO): mRNA binding
Source: RefSeq, a predicted model, not a curated record